AGAAUAUUGACAUGUUGCUUUGUCUUUCAACAGGGGCAUACAUUGUGUUGUACUGACUGCAGAUUCUUGGUACCAACAUGAGAGCUGGAGGUAGGUUUUGUUAUAGUAGCUACCUGUAUAUCUCACAUGUACUUUGGUCAGUGUAUGACACUUGUUUAUCUUGGCUAUUCUGUCAACAAACCAUAUUCUUAAUCACAGUAUAACAUAGCUAUGCCUAUAGCCUACUUGUUUAGUGUAUUAGGAUCCCCAUUAGCUACUGCACAUGCAGCAGCUGCUCUUCCUGGGGUCCACAUAAAAUGUACAAAUAAUGACAAAGUACAGAAUGGUAAUAGACAAGAACAACAUAAGAAAUUACAUUUAAUAUAGAAGUAAGAGUAUCAUCCAUGUUGUUGUUAGUUCUGUGUGUGCAGUCAAGGGCAAGGCGUGCUGCUUUGUUUUGAGCCAGCUGCAGCUUUGCUAGGUCUUUCUUUGCUGCACCUGACCAUAUUACCAGACAGUAAUCAAGAUGGCACAAGAUCAAAGCCUAGUACAGUUGAUCUUUGUGUCAAAAACGCAGACCAUACCACAACAUGCAUACUGUACCUCUCCCCAUCUUCACAACAACUUUGUAAAUGAUUUGACCAUGAUAACUGACCAUCCAAUGUUACUCCUAGGAGUUCAGCUUCUUCAACUUGUUCAAUUUGUAGCGGUAUUGUUAGAGGGUAAAGAUAAAGAUGUUUGUUUGGGCGCCAGGCAGGUAUUAACCCUGCCCAAAGGAAAAGGGUAGGAUAGAUGGAGUAUUGCUACCAGACACACAUCAGCAGAAAAAACUGCCUAGAGCAGGGGUGUCAAACUCAUUUUAGCUCAGGGGCCACAUGGAGGAAAAUCUAUUCCCAAGUGGGCCGGACCGGUAAAAUCAUUAUAUAUAUAUAUAUAUAUAUAUAUAUAUAUAUAUAUAUAUCUUAAAAACAACAACUUCAGAUUGUUUUCUUUGUUUUAAUACGAUCAACAUAAAACAUAAAGCUGGAGCCUGAGGACAGUGUGCCCAAAAUAGUACAAGCACAACAUCACUAUUAAUCAUAAAACACCAAGUUUAUUUGAAAAUUCUAAAGAAAAAAAACACACAAUGCCUCAGUGAUUCACAGAACUGUUUCACAGAUCACAGAACUAUAUCAAGGUGUAAUUUCUCAGGCAGAAAUGUAGAUAAAAAAUAAUGAAAUCCUGUUCCCCAGAGUCAAGAAAAACAAUUAAAAACAAUAGCACAUCAACAUAAAAACAUAUAAACAUAAAGCUGGAGCCUGAGGACAGUGUGUCCAAAAGCACAACAUCACUAUUCAUCAUAAAACACCUCAAGAGGGAGGGCCAUAAUAGUCCAGCGACACGGAAAAUCAAAGGGAGCGCAGUGGGGGGAAAAGAAAGUCUGCUGCAGUGUAAAGCACUGGAGCGAUAGAGGGAAAAUGAGAGAGGGGGGGUCUUAGCUGUUGACUUCAGGCUUGCAGUUGCACUGUCUGUCCGUCUGAUACACCUGUUGGUUUGUUUGUCAAAGCUUAGCAACACUGUUGCUACUAAUCCAUAACGAUCAAUGACAGGAGUGGGCCCUAAAGAUUCCAAACACGACCUAGAGCGUUAACACCGGCGAUCGACUUCAACACGUUUUACAAACUAAGCACGCUGAAAAUAAACAUGACUUCUGCAGAGAGUUGAACACACUGUCAACUGCCGCGUCAACUGAGAGCCCCCACACAGAGCCGGAAGAGCAGCCUUUUAUUUUUUCACUGCUGCGCUCUGAAAGUGGCAGCGUACGGUGAAGGUUCUGUGCAGGAUUUCGCCACAAAUGUUGACACCCUUUAUGCACAACUCCAGUUGAGGUUUAGGUCUAAGAGAAUGCUUUGAACCAAAUACAAUGCUUUCAGUUUUAGAUGUAUUUAAGACCAGAUUAUUGUUAAUUUCCCAUUCUGACACUGACUGUAACUCCUUGCUAAGAUUCUGUGAGCUCACUGGCUGUAGGUGCUGUUGUGUACAGUGUUCAAUCAUCAGCAUACAUAGUCAUUCUAGCUUCCUGUAAGACAAGUGGCAAAUCAUUUGAAAAAAUAAAGAGUGACGGCCCAAGGAAACUGCCCCGAGGGAUACCGCACUUUACAUAUCUGAUGUUAGAGUAGCUUCCAUUGAAGAACACACUGGGUUCUAUUGGAUAAGUAACUCUCCAACCAUGUGAUGGCAGGUGAUGUAAAGCCAUACAAAGUUAGUUUUUUUCCAAUAACAAAUGAUGAUCAGUAACAUCAAAGGCUGCACUGAAACAUAACAAUACAGCUCCAACUAUCAUCUUAUUAUCCAUUUAUUUUAGCCAGUCAUGAGUCAGUGCAGUACACGUUGAGUGCCCUUCCCUACUGAAAGUCAGUGGUUAAGUUGUUAUUUAAAAAAUAGCAUUGCAUUUGUUCAAAACACAAUUCUCUCCAUCAGUUUACUAAGAACAGGCAGCAAACUGAUUGGGCGGCCGUUGGAGCCAGCAAAGGGUGCUUUACUAUUUUUAGGUAGUGGAAUUACUUUAGCUUUCUUCAACACCUGUGGACACUCCUUUAGGCUUUGGUUAAAAACAUGGCAAAUUGGGGUGGUAAUACAGUCUGCUACCAUUCUCAGUAGUUUCCCAUCUAGGUUGUCUAUACCUGGUGGCUUAUCAUUGAUGGAUAGUAACUGUUUUUCCACCUAUUCCACACACUUGACCAAAUUCAAACCGGCAAUCCUUCUUUCAUUUAUUAGAUCUUCAAUACACAUGAAGGUUCACUGUUCAAUAUUUGUCCGCUUGACCGAUGAAAUAGUCAUUGAAAUGAUUGGCUAUAUCAAAAGGUGUUGUUAUAAAUGGCCCAUCAACUUCAAUGAACGAUGGAGAUUUAAUUGGGUUUUCUGUCUAUAAUAUCACUUAAGGUGAUCCAAAGUAUUUUCCCCAUUGUUUUUUUUAUGUGAUUUAUCUUGUUUUAGUAAUACAAUUUCUUAUUUUUUGUGUGUAAAAUUGUCACCAGAUUUCUCAGUUGACAGUGUCAACCAAUCAGCUGGACUUGUUUUCCACCUCUUGCAGCAUUUCUUUGAACCAUAACAUUUUAAUGAAUCGUCUAUCCAGGGGGCUCUAACAGUUCUCACAAUUAACUUCUUAACAGGCGCAUGCUUGUGCUACAUCUGGAUUCUCCUCCUUAUACACAUCAGACCAACAUAAUUGUCCUGAGAACAUUUUGUAUGAUUUCUUAUAAAUAACUUUAGGCCCUGCCUUUGGUACUUUUGGCUUUCCUUGUUAUUGCCACAAUGUUAUGGUCACUACAGCCAAUGGGAACAUAUAUUGCUUUGGAGCAAAGCUCUGCAGCAUUGGUGAAGAUAUGAUCAAUACAACUGGAUGUCACAGAUCCAACACUAUUGGUGUACACUCUAAUUGGUUGCGUGAUAACCUGGGUCAUAUUACAGGCAUUAGUCACAGUAAGAAACUUCCUCAUGAGAGGAUAACUAGAUGAUAACCAGUCAAUGUUCAGGUCACCAAGAAAAUGCAUCAGAGACAUUACAUUUACAUUUAGUCAUUUAGCAGACGCUCUUAUCCAGAGCGACUUACAGUUAGUGAAUACAUAUUUUUUUUUAUACUGGCCCCCGUGGGAAACGAACCCACAACCCUGGCGUUGCAAACGCCAUGCUCUAUCAACUGAGCUACAUCCCUGCCGGCCAUUCCCUCCCCUACACUGGACAACGCUAGGCCAAUUGUGCGCCGCCCAUGAGUCUCCCGGUCGCGGCCGGCUGCGACAGAGCCUGGAUUCGAACCAGGAUCUCUAGUGGCACAGUUAGCACUACGAUGCAGUGCCUUAGACCACUGCGCCACUCAGGAGAGACCUUAUCUAACAUCACACACAUAUUAGACAUGGUGUUAAAAUAGUGUUACAUUUUCUCUCUCUCCUUUCUCUCGCUGUGUUUGUCUAUUGAUCUAUCUCUCUCUCUCUUUUUCUCGGGUGUAUAUCUAUCUAUUUCUAUCGGUUUAAUUUCUUUCAGGCAUCUUGAAGUUUGCUGCAUUGGUUUCGGUCUUUUUCCUGGCAGUUUUCCUUGCCUUCCAGCUGCUGGAAAUUAAUAUGGACUUCAAUUUGGGGAGUGAGUUUGGUUACAGAUGUUUUCCAGUGUUGUAAUUGUGCAUAUCAAUCAAUUGUUUUGAAUACAUCGCUCAAUUAAUAGGAUUAAUAAUCUUCACAGGGGAUUCUAAAUUUAGGCCUCCUUCAGAAAAAACAUAUUGUCUGCAUAAGACACCCCUCUGGCUAAAGCCAAAUUCAUACACUACAAAGACGGAAGGUACGGAGGGUAGCGCAAUGUCGUUUUUCAUCACAAAAGGGGUGGCUCCCUGUAAUACAUUCCGGCAUUCGGGCGUACUUUUGUACUACCUGAAAGUUGAGACGCGCCAUAUCAUUCCUUCUGCAGCCGUGGGGCCAGUGUUGUCGCUUGGUCUUUUGGCUAUAUAGGCUAUUCAUCAAAGUAGCCUAUUUUGAAUUUGUAACCAAAUAUAAUCUCAGCGACUGUUUAAACAGUAAACCAAACAACAAGAAUCAACCCCCCCCCCCCCCCCCCCCCCCCCCCCCCCUUCCUUGCUUUCACAAAAUUAAAUUACAAAAAUAAAACACUUUGCCAUCGCCCCCUUGUGAGUGGGACUGGUGAGGAUAUCAUGUUACCAAAAAGUGUCUUCUGCUCCAAAAAUCCCACUCCAACCGAGUGAAGCUUGUAGUAACCUUUAAACAAAGGCUAUUGUUGUGCUACCCACAAAGGUUAACUUUGAAAUUGUAUAACUAGCUUCGUAUUCCGUUUCAACUCAUUGGGAGUGAGGGUUGAGUUGUCUGUAGACUGAGAACUUGUGGUUUUGUGCAAAGCUCAAUGUUUUAACUUAAAUAAGGAACUAAUGUCAUAAAGAUAUCUGAGAAACUCGAGUCUAACUUGUCGGUUUCUUUCCCUCCAACAGGGUCUAUGCCUGUAGAGGAAAGCUGUAAGUAUACUUCAAUAACGUCUCCUAUCACCACAUCUCUUUAGCGUACUUUUUGAUUCCAUCAAUCAAUCAAGUUACAUUUCUUAUCUUUUUCCUCCCAAUGGUAUUUGAAAAUCAAGGAUGAUCUCUUUAUUUUAGACCCAAGUCACCCCCUGUACCUGGACUUUGAAUUACUCCCCUCUGGGCGUAGGUAUAGGGCACCCCUCAGCAGGAAAAAUAGAACGAGACAAUCAUUUGUGCCAGGUGUGAUAUCCCUCUUAAAUAGCUCGGGCAAAUGUUCCCAUUGACCCCGUAAGGCCAGCAGGCUAGUCUUUGUUUUAAAUGUUUUAAAUGUUUUAUUUCUUAUUUCUUACUUUUAUUGGUGCGUGACUGUUAUUGAAAGUUGUAUUGUCAAUCUUGUUUUGUAUUUAACGCCACUUUAAAUGUGUACAUGACACUGCAACAAAAUUUCCCCAUGGGGACAAUAAAGUAAGUAAGUAAGUAAGUAACAAACCAUGGAAACACCUUACCAUGUAUGCUUAAGUGUUUGGAGCUAAGUAGUUAAUCUGUAUGUAUUGUACAGUUACCACCUGGCCUUUAUUGUGAGUGUGUUGGUUCUUUAGCUGCUGAGUCCUAUGUAAAUAGUCUGGUUUGUACUGUAGGUGUGUGAGAGCGAUUCAAGCUGUGUGUUUAGUAGUAGACUGUGUUUGCAGGGUCUAGAUAUGUACGUGUUCGCUGAUAUUUGGUGUGUGUUUGAUGGGGGGAGGGAAUGCAAAAGUGUAUAUUGGGGUGUGAAUUGGUAUUGUAAACUCUGCUUUUGGAAUUCCAUUCACAGCUACCAGAUUGGCCCGCUACAAGUGUGGCCUCUCCAAGCCAUGUCCCGAGGGACACUUCUCCUUUAAGAUGGCCAGCGGAGCAGCCAGUGUUGUGGGUCCCAAAAUCUGCCUGGAGGACAACAUGUAAGAGACAUGAUACGCCUAUAUUAACAGUACAACCAAAGACCCACCCCUUCUCAACCUAUAUUUACAAUACAACCAAAGAGUCAACACCUCUCAACCUAUAUGCAGCCCCCCCCCCUUUGCUGAUAACUUAUUUUAUUUAGAAAAAUAUACAGUACUUACUAUGACUUAUGUGGUUGUCACACCUAGCUAUCUUAAGAUGAAUGCACUAACUGUAAGUCGCUGUGGAUAAGAGCUGUCUGUUAAAUGACUAAAAUGUAAACAUCUAUUGCCAGGUAGAAAUCUAGAGUGUAGAGCUGACACACUAGGCUAUUCUACAACACAAUUAUCCAUGUCUGUUCUACAGGAUACAUUUCUGGUCUUAUUUUAUAGAUUCCUAGUUCAUACCUGUAUGCUAGUCUGUAUCUUGUAGCUGAGGUGGGGAUGAAUUAAAUUAAAACAAGCAACCUGUUGAUAAGACUAUCAAUUUCGAUUCAACUGUUAACCCUCUAUUCAAUCAACUGUUGACUCUUGUGGCGUCUUGCAGCCGUGUUAUCAAAAUACAUUUCCUCAAGCGUUGCAGCAAGGGAAUCAAGUCCGGUUAGGAAGAAGGAUUUUUUUAUUUUUGAUCUUUCCCAAUAUGUUGACACGGUGUCUGCUAUACGACCAGGGUGUGACAAGUCUCAGUAUAGUGGUGAAGAAAGACGACAAGGAUGGGACUAACCUAACCACAAGGUUCACAAUCAAAUUAUGCUCCAUUUGUCCUUUCAGAUUGAUGAGUGGCGUCAAGAACAACGUGGGCAGAGGAAUUAACAUCGCUCUGGUUAACGGUAAACCAGCCUUGUCACUACUACAUACCAUAGACAAACAGUACUUCUCCUUGUAUUCAAAUCGGUUGUUUUGCAUGUUUACAUUUGUGAGAAAUAUGACAAUUGAAAAUGACAUCUGGUAUGUGGAACAUUUACUUUGUUCAGGGGUUGGCAGCUCGAGUCCUUUUGAGGGUGUGUAGAAUGCGUAGAUAGCUGUUAGUGCUGGGCUGGAACAAAAGCCUGCAUACAACAUGGCGCUCCAGGAGUGUAGUUGCCCAUCCCUGCCUUGGUUAACUACUGCAAUGCUAACCGGUCCAUACCACUGUUCAUAUACAGUGAGUGUACAAAACAUGAAGAACACCUUCCUAAUAUUGAGUUGCACCCUCUUUUGCCCUCAGAACAGCCUCAAUUUGUUGGGACAUGGACUCUACAGUGUCGAAAGCGUUCCGCAGGGGAUGCUGGCCCAUGUUGACUCCAAUGUGUCCUACAGUUGUCAAGUUGGCUGGAUGUCCUUUGGGUGGAGGACCAUUCUUGAUACACACAGGAAACUGUUGAGAAUGAAAAACCCAGCAGGGUACUACCAUACCCCAAUUAAAGGCACUAUUUUCUCUUGCCGAUUCAUCCCCUGAAUGGCACACAUACACAAUCCAUGUCUCAAUGCUUAAAAAUCCAUCUUUAACCUGUCUCCUCCCAUUCAUCUACACUGAUUUGAAGUGGAGUUAACAAGUGACACCAAUAAGGGAUCAUAGCGUUCACCUGGAUAGUCUGUCAUUGAAAGAGCAGGUGUUCUUAAUGUUUUGUACACUCAAUGUAUACAGUACUUUCCAUUGUCAUUGAAUGUACUAGUAUUCAUGAUAGGAGUUAGCUUGUGAGCAUACAUUAGCUUGUCAUGAACAAAAGUUGUUUGUUCUCCACAGGAAAGACAGGGGACCUCAUCAAGACCGACUCCUUUGACAUGUGGGCGGGAGGUGAGGCCUUUGUUUCAGUCAGAUUUCCUGUGUCGUGUUCGUUUCAUGGUGUGUCUCUGGACUAGGCAGGCGGACUAGUCAAACCAGUGUUCCUGUGAUUUGUGUGUGACCUUUUGCAGAUGUCAAAACGCUCAUCACAUUCCUGAAGACUAUCGAGGAAGGAACCGUAGUGAUGAUGGCCACAUUUGACGAUUCGUCCACAAAGUAGGUGUUCGGAACUGGAAUAAAAAAUAAAAAUGCAGCAUUUAACUUCUCCAUUAACUCUUAGAUGAUCAUUUUAAGAUUUGGCAAAUACUUCAGUUAAGUGUCUGGAUCAAUCUGUUUCAGUCCUCCAGGGACUGAAUUUAACCCUUCUAGAAUUGACGAAUGACUGUCACUUGAAUACACCCCUGACUGCAGUGAAGGCUAAAUGAAUUUCACCCUAACUGCUGAUAUUAAAGGAGUAGUUACACCAAUGACUGUUGAUGUAUAACAUUAGUGACUAAGAUAAAAGGUUCACGCAAAGGAAAGGGUGGAGACAUUUAAGUGUCUAGUCUACAGACUGUCUCAAUGACAUUCUAGCUGUGUAUUCACUAGAAAACGGACCAAAACGGGGAGGGACUACCUGAACUUGUCCAAUAAGAAAUGUUAAUUUUGUUGCAAAACAUUUUCUGUUGCAAAAUGUUUCGCUACGGUGUGCACAAAUGAAUACGACCCUGCUUUGUGGUCCUCAGGCUGAACGACGAGUCCAAGAAGAUGAUUGGUGAACUGGGCAGUUCCAGCAUCAACACAUUGGGCUUCAGGGACAACUGGAUCUUUGUGGGGGGCAAAGGGAUUAAGACCAAGAGUCCCUUUGAGCAGGUAACUUCAACCCCCCCCUCCUUAAAUCUGUAUCCUCAACAUGGUCUGUUCACAUGGAACUAAUUCACCUCUCCCCGUUGAAAUAUCAUGGCUUCAGUGGAGCACAACCGACAGAAUAUAGUAUCUAGAACACACAAUUUAUCAUACACGUCAACUAUGACUGAGAUUUCUUCCAGAAAAUCACAUUGUAGGAUUUUUAAUGAAUUUAUUUGCAAAUUAUAGUGGAAAAUAAGUAUUUGGUCAAUAACAAAAGUUUCUCAAUACUUUGUUAUAUACCCUUUGUUGGCAAUGACACAGGUCAAACGUUUUCUGUAAGUCUUCACAAGGUUUUCACACACUGUUGCUGGUAUUUUGGCCCAUUCCUCUAGAGCAGUGAUGUUUUGGGGCUGUCGCUGGGCAACAGACUUUCAACUCCCUCCAAAGAUUUUCUAUGGGGUUGAGAUCUGGAGACUGGCUACGCCACUCCAGGACCUUGAAAUGCUUCUUAUGAAGCCACUCCUUCGUUGCCCGGGCGGUGUGUUUGGGAUCAUUGUCAUGCUGAAAGAUCCAGCCACGUUUCAUCUUCAAUGCCCUUGCUGAUGGAAGGAGGUCUUCACUCAAAAUCUCACGAUACAUGGCCCCAUUCAUUCUUUCCUUUACACGGAUCAGUCGUCCUGGUCCCUUUGCAGAAAAACAGCCCCAAAGCAUGAUGUUUCCGACCCCCAUGCUUCACAGUAGGUAUGGUGUUCUUUGGAUGCAACUCAGCAUUCUUUGUCCUCCAAACACGACGAGUUGAGUUUUUACCAAAAAGUUAUAUUUUGGUUUCAUCUGACCAUAUGACAUUCUCCCAAUCCUCUUCUGGAUCAUCCAAAUGCACUCUAGCAAACUUCAGAUGGGCCUGGACAUGUACUGGCUUAAGCAGGGGGACACGUCUGGCACUGCAGGAUUUGAGUCCCUGGCGGCGUAGUGUGUUACUGAUGGUAGGCUUUGUUACUUUGGUCCCAGCUCUCUGCAGGUCAUUCACUAGGUCCCCCUGUGUGGUUCUGGGAUUUUUGCUCACCGUUCUUGUGAUCAUUUUGACCCCACGGGGUGAGAUCUUGCGUGGAGCCCCAGAUCGAGGGAGAUUAUCAGUGGACUUGUAUGUCUUCCAUUUCCUAAUAAUUGCUCCCACAGUUGAUUUCUUCAAACCAAGCUGCUUACCUAUUGCAGAUUCAGUCUUCCCAGCCUGGUGCAGGUCUACUAUUUUGUUUCUGGUGUCCUUUGACAGCUCUUUAGUCUUGGCCAUAGUGGAGUUUGGAGUGUGACUGUUUGAGGUUGUGGACAGGUGUCUUUUAUACUGAUAACAAGUUCAAACAGGUGCCAUUAAUACAGGUAACGAGUGGAGGACAGAGGAGCCUCUUAAAGAAGAAGUUACAGGUCUGUGAGAGCCAGAAAUCUUGCUUGUUUGUAGGUAACCAAAUACUUUGUAGCUCUGUAGCUCAGCUGGUAGAGCACGGCGCUUGUAACGCCAAGGUAGUGGGUUCGAUCCCCGGGACCACCCAUACGUAAAAAUGUAUGCACGCAUGACUGUAAGUCGCUUUGGAUAAAAGCGUCUGCUAAAUGGCAUAUUAUUAUUAUUAUUUUAUUAUUAUUAUUAUUAUUAUUAUAUUAUUAUUAUUAUUAUUAUUUAUUAUUACUUAUUUUCCACCAUAAUUUGCAAAUAAAUUCAUAAAAAAUCCUACAAUGUGAUUCUCUGGAGAAUUUUUUUUCUCAAUUUGUCUGUCAUAGUUGACGUGUACCUAUGAAAAUUACAGGCCUCAACAUUUUAAGUGGGAGAACUUGCACAAUUGGUGGCUGACUAAAUACUUUUUUCCCCCCACUGUUUUGGAGUCAAUACCACAACAUCCAACUUCGGAUGCAGAUCAUACAAGUUAUCGUCUACAACCCUCAAACUCAACUCUGGUUCCACUGCAUUUUUUCAUUGUUCCCCUCUAAUCAGGGACUGAUUUAGACUCGACACCAGGUAUGUGCAAUUAAUUAUCAGGUAGAACAGAAAACCAGCAGGCUCCGGACCUCGAAGGGUAAGAGUUGAGCACCUCUGGUCUACAACGUUGCCAAUAAUAAUAAUAAUAAUAAUAAUAAUAAUAAUAAUAAUAUGCCAUUUAGCAGACGCUUUUAUCCAAAGCGACUUACAGUCAUGCGUGCAUACAUUUUGUGUAUGGGUGGUCCCGGGGAUCGAACCCACUACCUUGGCGUUACAAGCGCCGUGCUCUACCAGCUGAGCUACAGAGGACCAAUGUCAUCAAAGGAUUGAUUACCUAGCGAGGCAAGGUAAAAUAUCCCGAAUAGUCUACUUGUUGAGCAUAGCUAUAGCCAUCAGUCUGGUGUUCAUGGUCAUCACUCACUGUUCAGUUUGUCAAGGUCCCAACAUCAGCAUAUAACUAACCUGCUACAGGGCUAUUUGACGCAAGAAUGCUCGUGUGCAUCACUGGAACGUGACGUUUGUAAAGAGAACAUUUGUAAGAUAUGUAAAACACAGCCACUCCAUGAUUUUGUUUUCGUUCUUUAUAGUUCUGAACUAUUGAUUUCAUUACCUUAGUUUCACCAGAGAAGGCGAUUUUAGAACACAUUGUCCUUUACAUUGACACCUGACCCUUGAACAUGUUGCCCCUGAGUGUAUAGGCACUCCUUCAAUAUUGACUUUCCAUUCUCCCUUAUGUGUUCUUGUGACACUGUUUGUGAUAGCUGUGGCGGUACACACACAGCCUUAUCAGACGAGGGGCCAGGCAUUGUGCUUCCCAAAUGGCACCCUUAUCCCUUUAUAGUGCAUUAAACACUUCCACUAUAUCGGGAAUAGGGUGCCAUUUGAGAUGCAGGCAUGGGGUCUAAUCCAAAACCUCUCUCUUUCUGCCUCUACAGCACAUAAAGAACAACGCCGGCACCAACAAAUACGAGGGCUGGCCCGAGGUGCUGGAGAUGGAAGGCUGCAUACCCCAAAGACAGGAGUGAUCUUUGAACUUUAACCCUCAAUCGGCCAACUCCCGUUCCCUUCAUAUUCGACCCCUUCAUGCCUUUGGCUGUGUCUCUCAUUCUUCUCUUAAAAUAGUGUACUUGCACCUUUCCUAUGAUGGCUCUAACAAUGGUGGAACCUCCCUCCACCCAAUGUUAACACCAACACAGCCUUUGCAUUUUAGAGACUGUCCCUCUGCGUUGCAGCUGUCAAUGUUCUCAGCAAUCGGUGUUUGACAUCAGGGGGCGUCCUUGUAUCUUCCUGUGUUUGUUUAUGUCAAGGUAUUGUCUAUUUAUGGAAAGAGGAAUGGAAGGGGAGCUGGUUUGGCAGAAACUCCUGUUAUUGGUUAUUCAGCAGAAUGUACCAAGGUCACUGUGAUAUUUGUAAAUAGAACUACAAAAAAAUUAACAAACUUUUGAACAUCCAUAUUGUAAUAAUAUAAAAUAUUGGAAAGCUAUAUGGCUUGUUAAGAUCCUUGUUACUGAAGAGUGAAUUUAUAUUAUAGCUUUUUUAUCUUUAGUGAUUGGUCUUUUUUAAAUCAUUAAUUUUUGUGUGGGUUGGGAGUGGAAUGAAUGAGAAGCGUGUAGCUAAAGCGUGCGAGUGGAGAGUUUGUAUUUUGUGUGCAUCUUCCUUGGAUAGAAUGGGAAUCGUUGGUUUUGGAUGGGGGUCAUGUACGUAAGUGUUUCAGUAAAAAUCUAUAGAUAUUUUUGAGGGAAAUAUUUAGCUGAUUGUUAAACAAAACAAUUGGAUUUGUAUUUGCACCUUGACAGCCUUGGAAAAACCAUUCAAGAAAUAGUACAUUACAAAGAUGACUAGGUUUUGAUUUUGCGGCCCCUAGAUCUUACUUGAAUAUGUAUCCAGUAUCUCUGGUUUACUUUAAAGACUACUAACUCUCUGCAUCUCAUAUCUCUUCCACUUGACUCUCCUAAAGGGUUGAUUACGUCAUUGCGACUGAUUAUUUUUUUAUAUGAUACAAAAACUGCCUAGGCUGACGCUCUUACCUUUUUUAGCUGUGUUACUGCUUGCUUUUGUAACAUUGCAUCAUAUCCCCACUGGAUCUUCUUCAAUGAGCUGUCUCGGUACACUACCACUGUACAUUAGCCUUGGUCAUAUUAGCUCCAAUUCAACCCAGCUGUCAUUUUGUCACACUUGAAAUGGAGUAAACUACACACUCACGUGCAAUAGUCCGUUGGAUUAUUCAAUGGAUUGAUUCAUGUUCUGUGUGUGAAGUUGAAUCCAUUGGGAGAUUAUUGCAUAUGCAAUUAUGUCCUCUCAUGCACUUUGUAACUAUGGUAACACCCAGUGCUAAAAAUGGCACACGUUUAGGAGUGUAAUGUUGACCUCUCCUGUUGACCAAAACCUCGGUCCCCUAGUUGGUUCAAAGCACAACACGGUCUGUUUUUGGUCAAAUGGCAGAUAUACAAUCCUGGUUCCAAUUUUGUUUGCGUUUAGGGCAGUACAUGUAACCUAACACAAUGUGAUUGUACAGGCUAAUCUGAAACAGUUCCCCCAGCCACUUUUCUGUGGAGUCAUUGAAAUGAAGGAUUUUGCCUUGACAUUGGCAGGAUAUUUUUACACAAUGAAUUGCAUCCUCCACAUUGCAUUAAAAAAAAUAUAUGUCUUGUGGUGUUCUUUGGUUUCAUUUGAAGACGUUGAGUGAAGUGAAAUGGCCAAGUCGAAACUCCAUCAAUGCCAUUCCAAAAAAAGGUUUGCCCUUCCUACUCUUAAUGGAAUUCAGUGCCUUGUCUGACUUACAAAUCCAUACUGUCUAUGUAAUAUUCCCUAUUUCUGCAUCUCCACUAAACUAAUGAUUCGUUAAUCAUACACAUCAUAUUGUUGUUGCAAGGGAGUUAAAUGGAAAACUAUUAUUAUAAUUGACUGAUUUGUUGCAAUGUCCUACAUCUGUGUCGUGAAACAUUUCAAACAACUUACCAUUCAUGAGAA
Molecule: messenger RNA, 13418 nt
Organism: Coregonus sp. 'balchen'
Lineage: Eukaryota; Metazoa; Chordata; Actinopteri; Salmoniformes; Salmonidae
Source: the annotation of a GenBank genome assembly